AUGUUGACGGUGAGAAACACAGCUUUCAAAUCAGGUUAUGCAGCAGUACUUAGAAUAGCAAGAGCUGAGUUGAAGCAUGCUAUAAAAUCAUCAAAAUGGGCCUAUAUUCAGAAAGUGCAGAAUUUCUUUCAAGAUCCUAUGGACCCGAGACGUAUGUGGCAAGAUAUUCAGUUUGAGGCCACAAUCAACUUUCCAGCAAGGAAGACUGUUCCCCUUCCUGAUGAGCAGGUGCUCAGGUUUGAUACAAUUGCUGUUCAGAAGGUCCUGCAGAAAGUCAACACUCAGAAAGCUGCAGGUCCUGAUAAUUUCCCUGGGCGAACUCCAGGUUGUGCGAGUUGGAAAGAAGUUUCCAAUUCCAUCUCCUUGAGUACAAGUUCUCCACAGGGCUAUGUCCUGAGUCUGCUACUGUUCACCUUGAUGACCCAUGACUGCUCUGCCAAAUCUGCUAUGAAUCAUAUUUUGAAGUAUGCAGAUGACACAGCAGUGGCUAACCCAGGAAUCAAGGUGAAAAUCACACAGAAAGCAUUGGACUAUGGAAAUCAACUUGGAAUAGAGCUUCUGAAGCAGAAGUUAAAGGAAAAGAUCUUUGAAGACUGGAAUGGAGAAUCUACACAUGCAUUUUUUGCACUCAAUUACACAAUUUCAAAGUUAAGAAUUGAAACCAUGGAAUUUCCCAACACAUCCUUGUCUCUCAUCUCUGGAACUGGAAUUAAACUAUCAGUGGAAAAUGCUUCAGCAAUGGCUCAUGCAGAUUGGAGCGUGGAGACCUGGCUAUUCAAAGAUUCUGGAAGUGGGGCUGUCUUCAUCUCAGGAAUAUCUCUCAAAGCAAUUGUAAAAGUGUCUCAGAAUGUAUUCGGUCAUUUAAAAUUGUCGCUUGACAGCUGUAAAGGAGAUAUAGAUGAUAUGGACAUCAAAUUGAGUCAAUCUUAUAGAUUGUUAUAUACAUACUCUACUGCUUCUGUGGUUACAUCGCUGUGUAGCAUGCUGGCCUCAAAUUUGUGUCAACAAGUGAAUUGUGUGAUCCAAAAGAUUAAUAAAAACUUCAACCAAUAUCCAGUCCAAGUUCAGAUUGGUCACUUUGCAGUAAUAGACUAUUCCCUGAUAAACUCUUCAACUAUCUUGGAAUCAUCAAUUGACUUGGAUUUAAAGGGAACAGUACGUCCAGUGGGAGAAACCACAGAACCCCCCUUCAAGCCAACUCCCUUUGUUCUUCUGAAUGAGAACAACUCUAUGUUCUAUAUAGGAAUCUCAGAAUAUUUCUUGCAGUCUGCUUCACUGGCUUAUUACAUUUCUGGAGCUUUUACUAUCUCUGCUGAGCAAGAGGAAAUGCUUUCUUCUUAUUUCAAGUUAACUACAGAUACAUUGAAUAGCAUCAUUCCCACUAUUUCUCAUAUUUAUGCAAAGCCACUUCCAGUAAUUAUGAACAUAAGAAUUAUUGAUGCACCUGUGAUUAGUCUGCAUGACCAUAAAUCCAUCCUGGUGUUUUCUGCUUCUGUGGAAGUAUUGGCAAAGAUGCCAAACUCAACCACUGAAUCCAUGUUCACCUUGAACGUAACAACUAAAACUCAUGCAGAUUUGACUAUAUUUGAUCGGACGUUGCUAACUACAUUGUGCUUGAACAGUUUCCACAUCUCCUUGGCUCAUUCCAAUGUUGGCCUCUUUGAGGCUUCACUUUUGGAUAAUUUCCUGUCUUACAUUUUACGAACUGGAAUAAUUCCAGCAGCCAAUUUUGAACUAAAGGAUGGAUUUCCUCUGCCUGUCUUGGACACAAUGAUUCUUAUAAAGCCCAAUAUUAGAAUUUAUGAGGGUUUCUUGCUGAUUUCCACUGAUAUUCAAAGCCUACAAUAAUGAGGAAGACUUUGAUCUCCAAGCAAACACUGACUAUUUUUUUUACUAUAGAUGCAUAAAAUGCAUAAGAGCCAAAAGGCAUUUG
Crotalus tigris (Tiger rattlesnake) is the source of this 1933-nucleotide messenger RNA. RefSeq names its product BPI fold containing family C (gene BPIFC). The record is from RefSeq and is a predicted model, not a curated record. Gene Ontology annotation, molecular function: lipid binding. NCBI's taxonomy places the organism in Eukaryota, Metazoa, Chordata, Lepidosauria, Squamata, Viperidae. The transcript is spliced from 18 exons. Bases 1 to 1848 code for a protein of 615 amino acids.